AUGAGUGCGCGGCCAACGACAGCCGGCACUCGGACGAAAAAACAGAAUCAUGCUAAUAUACCAUGUCCCAUCGAGGACUGCGCACGCUUUACGUAUGGAAAACUGCCUGAUCACUUGACUAAGGUCCACGGCCUAACUGGAGCAGAGAGAGACGCACUCAACGAGCAACAAAGAAAAAGAUUUUUCAACGGAGAACUGUGUCAAGUUCGGUUCUUGAAAGAAUCGGCUAUUCGAGAUCUUUGGGGUGCAGAUUACGAAGAUCCUCGGAUUCGUGCAAAGAUUCAUCAGAGCUACUCUCUUGUUAAAAUAAGGAUAAUUCCACUGGCCGCGACUCAACGCUCUCGGCCUCUUACAGAACAAGAUGCAAAUGUACUAACAGCAUAUAAUGCCCGAACUGCACCACGUCCAGCUCGAGUUCAAAGGACAAGAGCUCGUCCGCGACCUUAUUCAAUUCCAGUAGCAAGCCCAGAAGAAAGUCGGGUAUCCAGUGAGUCCAGUGAAGAAGAAAAUGCACGUGGAUCUUUACCCUUGUCGCCACCACCAUCAUCGCCCUCUUUACCACCAUCUCCCGCGCCUUACGAAUUACAGCCAGUGGAAACACGACUGCGAGACAUCUUUGAUUCGAAAAUCGAUGCGGGAUAUAAAGCAGUAAUCGAUGAUAUGAAAAAAUCGAUGGCAAUGGGUCGUUCGCUUGGAGCCCGAAAGCGAAAAGCGUACAGAACAUACCGCCGAUAUGCAAAACGAUUAAUCGCGUACUUACAUAGACAGCAUUCACCGCUAGCUUAUGACGUCGACGUAUUACUGUGUGGGGAAAGCCAAGUAUGUGCGUUUUUGGAAAGAAUAAGCAGCGAACACAAAACGAAAACAUUACGUAAUUACAUCGUUGCUGCAAUUAAAUUGCUCGAUUCAAGACUUUUCGCGAUAGAAACAGAUCCUUCGAGUAAAGAAAAAGUUGCAUCAAUGACGCGCGUGUAUGACGUUUUACACGGGAGACUAAAUGCUUGCGACAGACUAUUGGCACAAAAAGAGACUUGUCAAAAAGAGACCGCCCAUUUUGACAGCGACACUAUGGAUCAGAGCUUCAACGAAAAUUACGACGACUUGGUUUAA
This is a messenger RNA of Vanessa atalanta (red admiral), 1110 nucleotides long. RefSeq lists its product as uncharacterized. NCBI's taxonomy places the organism in Eukaryota, Metazoa, Arthropoda, Insecta, Lepidoptera, Nymphalidae. The record is from RefSeq and is a predicted model, not a curated record. The coding region runs from base 1 to 1110 and encodes 369 amino acids. The transcript has a single exon.